AAGUUGUUUUAAUCGCGGAAGUGAAGUGGUACAGUAGUUCUGUUGUUGAAGCUGACUAGAGAUCACAUUUGGGAUUCUUUACAACGUUCAGGGUUUAUUUAUUUAUUUUUUGCUUUAUGUAGGUUUCUCAGAGGCUCACGUUCUCGGGUAGACCAGUCUGUCAGGUUGAGCCGUUAGCUGACAUGGCGGAUCACAUGGAUGUCAACUUGCCGCCGGAAGAGCGAGUCCGCGCUCUGACCCAACGAGGCAGCUCGGUGGAAGUCAACGACGACGUGCCGCCGCGACGUUACUUCCGCUCUGGCAUGGAGAUGAUCCGAAUGGCCCACAUCUACACAGAAGAGGGAAACCUCGAACGCGCCUUUGUACUUUACAAUAAAUAUAUUACGCUUUUUAUUGAAAAACUUCCCAAACAUCGGGAUUACAAGACGGCAAACAUCCCAGAGAAAAAGGACACAGUAAAGAAACUCAAAGAUGUGGCGUUUCCUCAAGCAGAAGUUCUCAAACAGGCUCUUUUAAAAAGAUUUGAACAAGAAUAUGCACAGUAUCUGGUCAAAAAGAAAGCGGAGGAGGAGGCCCUGGCGCUGGAGCAGUCCAGGCAGCGUGCGCUGGACGCCGAGCGGGAACGCGUCGCCGUAAUGCAACGGCGGCAGCGGGAGCAGGAGCAGUUCAGUGCCUUCGAGGAGAUGAUCCGUCGCCAGGAGCUGGAGAAGGAGCGCCAGCGAGUGCUUCUGGAGUUCGCCACGCCGUCCGCGCCUCCCGCCGACACGCCCCUCAUUCCUGGCAUCCAGGGCCCGCCGUUGGUGUCCCCCACCGCCCCGCUGAGCCCCGGCGAUUUCGGCGCCAACGACUAUCAGCACCAUCGGCCCGCUGGUACGCCGGGCACGCCAGUGGCCGGCCCACCCAGCUUUGACCGCUCGCUCAAACCCGGGUCUCUGGUCAGCCCCGGGAACAACAGUACGAUGGUGGAUGCCCUGCGGCAGCUGGCCGUUCCUGCUGAGCUGUGCCGCAGCUUCCUGAGGCUGGCCGAGGCCAACACCAGCCGCGCUGUGGAAACCUGCGGCAUCUUGUGUGGAAAACUGACCAGAAAUGCGUUCACUGUGACUCACGUCAUCGUGCCGAAGCAGUGCGGCGGGCCGGACUACUGUGACACUGAGAACGAGGAGGAGCUGUUCCUGAUCCAGGACCAGCACGACCUCAUCACCCUGGGAUGGAUCCAUACUCACCCUACGCAGACCGCCUUCCUGUCCAGCGUCGACCUCCACACACACUGCUCCUACCAGAUCAUGCUGCCCGAGGCCAUCGCCAUCGUCUGCUCGCCUAAAUUCAACGAAAUCGGCUACUUCCGGCUAACCGAUCGAGGAACGGACGAGAUCUCUUCGUGUAAACAGAAGGGCUUCCAUCCUCACAGCAAAGAUCCUCCUCUCUUCACACACGCCGGACAUGUGAACAUCACGGACGACUCUGUGAGCAUGAUGGACCUGCGGUGAUCUUCUGGUUCCACCCGAACACUCGAGGACUGUUUAACCGAACUGAACCUGUUUUACUGGAAGAAACUGAAAACACUCGUUUUAUUUUCCUGGACGGUACUGAGAAAAGCGCCGACCACGUUUACCGUUUAUUUAGACUUUUUUUCUUCUCAAGAGGAACUGUGUUGAAAAUUCAUAUAUUAUUGCACUUUCCAAACAAGCAAACUACUAUCAGACUCAUGGACUUCUGAACCUCUUGUGUUUUCCAUGCUUCUGUUUUUUAUCCUUAAUUUGUUCUCUGUUCUGCUUUCUUCUUUCAACAUGUGUGUCAGUGACCGCUGACAGGUGAGAUUCUGAUUCUACCUGACAGAUAAAGUGCCAAGGAUGAGAACAUUCAUACUUUGUUGAGUUUUUUGUUGUUUUUUUCCCUCAACUGUUUCAAACUCUUUGGGUUUUUCUUCUAUUAGCUUUUAGAGUGAUAUAACUGAUGAGAUGCAAGCCAGCAGUAACUCAGGUACGCAGGCAGUGCUGCUGUUCCUGCCCGGUAUUCAAGUUUCCCUUUAUUCACAAAACGAAGAAUUUGGUUUAAAAAGUUAUUCCGGUUUGUGACGGGAGCCAUCUUUUGAAUCAUUUCUUCAUUCUUUGUAUUUGUUUUCAGAGAAAGGCGGAUAGUAGAUCUAAGUUUUCUACUCGUCGUCAUACGGUGGUGUGAAUAAGCAAUUGAGUGUGGGCGGCUGCUGUGACGAAAAAAGACCUGAUUUAUUUUGUUUUUGGUUUUUUUGUCGCUCUUAGAUGUUUCAGAUCAUCAAGCAAAUAUAAGUAAAUCUGAAAACCAGUUUUUAAGUGAUAAUUUAAUUAAUUAAAGGAUAAAAAACUAUCCAAUGACUUGCUCCAUUGGGAAAACUGUGACUGAACAACUUCCACCCCCCCUUUUUAUAGGAGACUUUUUAUGCAAAAUUCACUUUUUUGUGCUUUCAUUAGUGUCAAAGCGCUAAAUAAAACAAAAAUUCAUCCGCUUUCUGGCAAUAAUUUAAUGUUUUGUUGGUGUUUGAGCCAUUUCAAAAACUUUACAAUAUAGACGUCACCUGUUGCUUAGCAACCCAAGCCCAUCCCAGCCCGUUACCUAGCAACGCCAGCAGAGUUCCGCACAAUGGAGAAAAAACUUUUCUGGACAAUAAUGUUGUUUCAAAGCCCUUUUUACUGAAAUACAUUUUAAAUAUCCAAAAUAAAUAAAACAACAAAAACAGUCAAAUGAAUUAUUGUCCUUCAGAAAAGGGGCUGAUUGAGACCAAAGCAUCAGAAAGAAAGACUUUUGUCAUCCAGUUUUUGAUAGAAAGAGAGAAAAGUGAUAGAUAAAUGCAAAUAGAAAUUGAGCUUUUUUAAAAUUUAUCAUGUGAUUAAUUAAUUUAUUGCUUAUUGCGACAGCCCUACUCGUCAGUUUCUCCACUGUAUGUACUGUGUAAAGACAAGUGAGUAAAAUACAAAGUGAGUUGAAGGGGCGGGGCCAGUAGCAGCUUAUUUGCAUAAAAGGGACAGAGCCCUAAAACAGCUCUUCUGAAAGGAGCUCAAAAUAGGCUGAACUGAGGAGGUGAAAUGUUAUUAUUUCAGAAUAAUUUUCUACAAAAAAAACCUGGAAUUAGCAUGUUUUGUACAGCCCAUAAACCUAUCCUAACUUGCUUAAAAAGAAGCGUAAUAUGUUCCCUUUAAGACAUCCAAGCUCAAUUUCACAAUUUUUGAUGAUUAUUGUAGAUGUAAUAAUUAACUAGUAAUUCCCAAGAGUUUGGGAUGUGAGUGAACCAAAAUGAGAUUCAUAAUCCACAAAUGGAGAAAACAUUCAGCAGUGGAGAAGCUUUGCAGGAGAGGUCUGUCAACCAAAGUUACUCCAAAACGCAUCAAAGAUUCAACCAGGAGGUCACAAAACAAUCUAGAACAACAUCUAACCACGGCAGACCUCGGUUUUGGCCAAAGUCACUGCUGACCCAAAAGAAACAAGAACUCAAUGUUACGUUUACCAAAAAGAAAACAUGAAGAUGAAGAGAAUAAUCCAAAUCACAGCAGCAAGUCUACCUCUGAAUGACUAAUAUAAACAAAGCAAAGUGACAAAAAUAGUUGCUAGUUUCAAAACUUCACCUGAUUUUUUUUUACUUAUUUUUGUCAAAUAUUUAAAUUUAUUUAUGAUCUGUAACAUUUAGGUGUGACAAGAAGCAAAAACGAUAGAAAUCUGAUUUUUUUUCACACCACUAUUUGUUACUAACGUGUUCAUUGUCCACAUUGUUUUAAUUUGAUUGCUCCUCUCUCUUGUAGCCAUAAAUAUCAAUUAUAUGCCAAGAAGAAAAUAAACUUAUAGAUGAA
Messenger RNA from Xiphophorus hellerii (green swordtail), 3818 nucleotides. Its product is annotated as STAM-binding protein-like A. Gene Ontology annotation, molecular function: metal-dependent deubiquitinase activity; K63-linked deubiquitinase activity; protein binding. The record is from RefSeq and is a predicted model, not a curated record. The coding region runs from base 183 to 1487 and encodes 434 amino acids. Lineage: Eukaryota; Metazoa; Chordata; Actinopteri; Cyprinodontiformes; Poeciliidae. Gene Ontology annotation, cellular component: cleavage furrow; endosome. Gene Ontology annotation, biological process: protein K63-linked deubiquitination. The transcript is spliced from 10 exons.